This is a messenger RNA of Topomyia yanbarensis, 21749 nucleotides long. Its product is annotated as ecdysone receptor. The record is from RefSeq and is a predicted model, not a curated record. Lineage: Eukaryota; Metazoa; Arthropoda; Insecta; Diptera; Culicidae. Gene Ontology annotation, molecular function: zinc ion binding; RNA polymerase II cis-regulatory region sequence-specific DNA binding; ecdysone binding. Gene Ontology annotation, biological process: ecdysone receptor signaling pathway; cell differentiation; negative regulation of transcription by RNA polymerase II. Gene Ontology annotation, cellular component: nucleus. Bases 2654 to 5038 code for a protein of 794 amino acids. The transcript is spliced from 9 exons.
CGCACCGUGCGUAGAUCAAGUCGUGAUCAUUCGUCGUGGUCCGGAUAGUUGCAGAGAACCAACCAAUUCAUCAUAUCCAGAAAGUGAAAAAUGACGAUUCCUUGGUCCACACCGGUGGGUGACAUUCCGGGGACGUAGCUCCGUAGCGUUGAGUUGAAUCUUGGCUGCGGUAACCGCGGAAAAAAGCUGCUGGCUUCCGUCAGCGAAAAUAGAGUGAAAAUCGCAUUUUUCCGUCUGUAAAACGAACCCGAGCCGAUCGGUGGAGUGCACGGUUUCGGGUUUGGCUGUGGCUAGCUGCUGCGGGCCUAUCGCGCGAGUGAUACAACAUUGCUAGCGUUAUUGGUGUAUGUGUAUAUGUGUCUGUGUCCGCGGGUGUUUGUUUUCAUGUUUUAUUAUUGUUGUCGUUUUGGAACCAUUGAUGAAAAUGUAUACCGAAUGAGCUGCAUCUGAAGCAGAAUUUGCAGCGGAGAUUUGUUUCCAGUGUUGGUGGAAAAUCGUUUGAAAUGUAAAUGUUAAAAUCAAUCAAAGCUGGAAGCUAGUGUAAAUUUAAGAAAAGUGUUGUUUAUUAAUUAGUAAAAGAAAUUCCAAAAGAUUAGUAAAAGAGUACAUAAGACUGCAUCUAGGCAGCACAUUUCCACCGAAUCAUACUCACAAAGGCGAAGAAUUUACCCCGGGCGGUAGUGAAGUGGUAUCUUUAUGUUUACGUUAGCUGCUGCCUCAAAGUGAAUGCGUGUGCGCGUCCCCCCGCAUAACAGCACCAAGUGCGCGAAGCAGAUCCAAAGAGGAAGAUAAAUGGUGGCGUUGAAAACCCGGUGAAAUUUCAUGCAUUACAACAUCAGAAAAAGCCAGCUGAGUAACCGUAAAACGGGGCGGAGGAAAAAAAAUCAAAUCAUAAAAAAUACACACAGUUCCUCCAGUAGUCGUCGUCGUAGUAGGAACCGAAAGAAAAUUCCGGCAGAAGCUGAGAGCUGGUAUACGCGCAAGCCGGGGCUCUCGGAACAAAAGCGAAGAACGAAAGAAACGAUAAACUAAUUCAGCGUCGGAACAUAAUCAAACAACAGUUAGGCUGCGUGUGCGUAGCGGAAGGAAACAGCCGGAGAGAGCCAUUGGUCCCAGCCGGUUCAAUUAAUCGACAAACCAGUGAAAUGUUUCCAGAAUUAGAAGAAUACACUUCCAACCUCCAGUGCUGCCAUCAGUGAAGCAACAAAAGCAAAACCCGAAGCAAAUCACCCAGUUUUGCCAGUGUACUUAACCGGUUCGUGAAACAAGAAAAAAACCGUGAUCGGUGUUUGAUAUUUAAGAAGCAAAUAACCAGAAGCAUUAAUACCAUUUCAAUGUUCAUACCUGUGUAGAUGCGUUAAGAAUAUCCAGCAAAAUCUCAUUCAAAAGUCUUUUAAUCGUGUGUCAUAAGUGUCUAACCAGUGCUUCUACAAUCUAGCGAAGAGGAAAGAAAGCAUUAAUAAAAGUCCAGCACAACCUCUCUAGUAUAGCAAAAUAAGUGAAAGCAUAAUUCGAUGUUCGUUUUUUUUUUCUCAAGUGAAUCUCCAACAUUCGAAUAAAUAGUAAGGAAAAUAUUAUUCUGUCGAAGCCCGAGCAAACGGAAACACCAAGUGGAGAAGAAAAGAAUCCCAGACAUUAAUAUCGUUAACCCAGUAUAUCCAGUCGGUCAGUCAGUCAGUCAGUCAGUCAGCUAGUUUGUUGUUAGUCCAGUGUUGUUUAGUGUUACUUACAUUCCCACAGCGUUCGUGUGCGUGUGUAACAGUUGCGUGUGGAAAGUAAUCGUUCGAGGUGUACGACAGAGGAAAACAGUUUAUAGUUGUACUACAAAGCAAAACCCAUCACAAUCAAUCGUUAGUCAAUAAAAAAAAAUCCAGAGGAAGUAAGAAAAGGUAUUCAGGUGGUGGAAAACGCAAACACAAAAGUAAAUGUCCUAAGGUAAACAAAGCUGAAAACGAAAAAAAAAAGAAGGAUGCCAGUGUGUUCGCGCGUAUCUGUAUCUGUGUGAGUUUGUUACCGUUACGUAUCGAGUUUACAAAGUCUAGUGCUUGUGUUUGCUGUUGUCUUGCUGCGUGAAAAAAAAGAAAAUAAGUGAAAAUUUACGAGUGGUUUAUCGUCGACUUGCUGCCAUCGACUGCCGGCAUCAAGUGCUAAUUUAAAAGGUUGGUGGUUACCUCCGCCCGAAUUUAUGGUCAAACAACUCGCAAUGGUUUGAGGUGAAGGGAACAGAAGAAAGAAAGAGACCUCAGCGCAGUGGUAUGUGGUUGGUAAUUGGAGAUAUUUUAUAACGUUGAAUUUUAAACCGAUCGCGUAUUUCGCCGUUGGACCGCGUGGGACGUUAAUACAAGAUAAUGGACGUCGCAGUGGGACCGAUUUGUGCAUCCCGGAGGAAUUUCUGAACAGCUUUGGAAUAGUCCCGCGGAGAUAGACGGGUUCCACCGAGCCAGGCUCAGCCAUGAUUUUGCGAUUCAAAGACCACGGCAAGUUCAAAAAGAAGAGACCAACAUCGGACAGAAAUCAUCGUACCAGCAAAUGAAUCUCCCACCGUAGACACUUUCCGUUUUUUCUGUAUCCUUCGUUUAGUUUUCUGUCCCUGGAAAAUAUUACAAAAACAAAAAACAACUAUCAUAAAGCGAAACCUUCAGUCCAUCAGGUCAUGUACCGCGUAAACAUCGUAAGCACUAAUCCAAGCGGGAACGUACAGCAGCAGCAGCAGUCGACGACGAGUAACCAGCAGCAGCAGCAGCCUCCGCAGCUAGCCCUGGUCCAGCAACAACAGUCCACGGGUGGUAUUCAGACCAUCACAGCCACCACGACGACAAUCAUUGGGCUGACGGCACUGAAUGCCAUCAAUGCUACUACGAUUACUGGACUGGCGGCGGCAGCAGCAGCAGCGGCAUCAUCAUCAUCCUCAACAGCAUUAUCAUCAUCAUCGUCUUCAGCGGCCGGUAGUAGUUCAACGAGUGCAAUCGCGACGGCUGGUAAAUCGACUCCGGCGGCAAAUACCGGCGGGUUAACCGCCAAGCAUAUCCUGAAGGCGGCCGCUAACAACAACAACAUCAGCAUCGUCAAAAUUGGCGAUGAAAUUAUGCUGAAAGCCGUUAAAGUGGAACCUUUGCUGCCGGAUUCCGGAGGUGGAAGUGGAGGCACAAGUGCCAACACCAGCGGACUUACCGUAACUGCCAUACCGGCUGCCGGCACGGCUAUGGCCGUGUCAAGCGGGAGCGCUAGCGGUACGGCCGCUGCAAAUAGUAGCGCCGUGAGUGUCGCGGCUGCCGCCAAUGGUCAUGUUAUCUACGGCGGGAAGCGACGGUUGGAAAGCAACGAGGAAUGGAUAUCGUCCCCUAGUCCGGGCAGUGUGCCAGGUUCCGCACCGCCCCUGAGCCCUUCACCCGGCUCCCAGAGCCAUACCUACACGACCACCAUGUCCAACGGAUACUCGUCGCCGAUGUCCACCGGAAGCUACGACCCAUACAGUCCGAAUGGGAAAAUGGGCCGCGAAGAUCUGUCACCCUCCAGCAGUCUCAACGGGUACUCCGGAGACGGCAACGAUGCCAAGAAGCAGAAGAAGGGACCCACCCCGCGACAGCAGGAAGAACUGUGCCUGGUGUGCGGGGACCGGGCGUCCGGUUAUCACUACAAUGCUCUCACCUGCGAAGGCUGUAAAGGAUUCUUCCGGCGAAGCGUGACCAAGAAUGCCGUCUAUUGCUGCAAGUUUGGGCAUGCGUGCGAGAUGGACAUGUACAUGCGGCGGAAGUGCCAGGAGUGUCGGCUUAAGAAGUGUCUCGCCGUUGGCAUGCGGCCGGAGUGUGUCGUGCCGGAGAACCAGUGCGCUAUCAAGCGGAAGGAGAAGAAGGCCCAGAAGGAGAAGGACAAGCUGCAGACGAAUGCAACCGUUAGUACAACGAACACCGCCUACAAGUCGGAGAUACUGCCGGUUUUGAUGAAAUGUGAUCCACCGCCGCAUGCAGCGAUACCUCUACUACCAGAAAAACUUCUGAAUGAAAAUAGGCUAAGAAACAUACCUCUACUGACGGCGAACCAGAUGGCCGUCAUCUACAAGCUCAUCUGGUACCAGGACGGCUACGAGCAACCGUCGGAGGAAGAUCUCAAAAGGAUAAUGAUCGGCUCACCCAACGAGGAGGAAGAUCAACAUGACGUGCACUUCCGGCACAUAACGGAAAUCACAAUCUUAACAGUACAACUGAUCGUGGAGUUCGCCAAAGGACUGCCAGCAUUUACCAAGAUUCCACAAGAGGACCAGAUCACGCUGCUUAAGGCCUGCUCAAGCGAAGUGAUGAUGCUGCGGAUGGCCCGCCGCUACGACGCCGCCACCGAUUCCAUCCUGUUCGCGAACAACCGAUCGUACACGCGGGACUCGUACCGGAUGGCCGGCAUGGCGGACACGAUAGAGGACCUGCUGCACUUUUGCCGUCAGAUGUACUCGCUCACGGUGGACAACGUGGAGUACGCCCUGCUGACGGCGAUCGUAAUCUUCUCCGAUCGGCCCGGCCUUGAGCAGGCGGAGCUGGUCGAGCACAUCCAGAGCUACUACAUCGACACGCUGCGGAUCUACAUCCUGAACAGGCACGGCGGUGAUCCGAAGUGUAGUGUGAUAUUCGCCAAGCUGCUGUCGAUACUGACCGAGCUGCGGACACUCGGCAAUCAGAACUCGGAGAUGUGCUUCUCGCUCAAGCUGAAGAAUCGCAAACUGCCGCGGUUCCUCGAGGAGAUCUGGGACGUCCAGGACAUACCGCCGUCGAUGCAGGCUCAGAUCCAGCAACAGCACCAGUCAACCUCUUCCCAGUUAUCUGCCUCCGGUACCAAUAGCAGUAGUAGUAGCAGCAGCAGCAGUAGUAGUAGUAGUAGUUUACACGGGCAGCAUCCGCAAUUAACGCCAAAUCAGCAGCAGCAACAGCAGCACAGUCAGCUACAGCAAGUUCACGCCAACGGUGGAGGAAGUGGUGGUAGUAGUGGCAACAACGGCAGUAGUACCAAUAGCGGAGGCAUCUCCGCACUCAGUUUGCUCGACCAGGUAUAGCUAGUGUAGGACACGGUUUCCGGGCCGGUUUCCAUUCCACUGCUGGCCAGCGAAACCGAGUCUCUCGCGACCGAUGCCCAAUCCGUUGUUUCCUUCCCCGGGGACGAAAUCUUAUUUAUCGUAGAGAGUUAAGGCGAUCUUUCCGUUUUUUUAAUUGCUUUUAUUUAUUUUUUGAACUUGUUUUUUUUAUAUUUCUUGCUACUUGUCUUGGUUUGGUAACCGCAGACUGGAAUUGGACGGCAGUUUGUCGCCCGAAGGCAAGUGACUGAAUUUCGUUUUUUUUCGCGACUAUUUGAUUUGACCCAUUCGAGAAAGUAUUCCAGACGAGAGUGGACUCGCCAGAAAAGCUAAUGACAUGAACACUCGCAAAAUUUGCUAUACAACAAAAAACAGAAGAAAGAAACAAACUGUAUCUUUAAAACGAAAAGUCGUGUUUAUACUAAAUACGGCUCCUAUUACGGAAAACCUAAACCUGGCGAGCUGCGUGAGAGCGUGUGACUAUAUAGAAAGGAUAGGAAAACGUGUAGACACAGAAAACACAAAAUACUACACGCGCUUAGAGGUGUAAGUUUACAACAAUGUAGUUGGUAAGGAAAAGAGAUGAAAGAGGAUCGCGGUUUGAAGUCUGACAACAAAAAAAGAAGUAAGUGUGCGCUGGGGCUCGCUGGUCGUGCUCGGAAAACAAAUGAGAGGAAACAAAUGCUGCCACCCCCUUUUCUCCCAGAACAUGAAAACAAAAAACAAGAACUACAGAAUACUAGCCACUACUACCGAAAGCGCUUCCCGCUCGCUCUUCCCCAAACAGCUUCAAUGGUUGAAGGAAAAGUAUUGAUGCUGGAAGAUGCAUGUGUUGGAAGGGGAUAGGAGGGGGAAGCGCCGAAUCCACUUAACGCAAAAAAAAACAAAAACAAACAGAGCGGCCCACCCGACCUCUUUCGUAUCGUUUGGCUGUGACUUGUUAAUAUUUUUAAGAUGAUACUAUAUUAAUUUAGAAGAGAACACACAUACAAAUAAUGAAACAAACGAAACAAAAAAACAGAAGUAAAAAUCAUAGAUGAAGCAAACCACUCAAGUACACGACGAGGAACUAAACAAACAAACAAACAAACGUAACGAGAGAACAUGUAUAAAAUGAAACUAGUAAGCAGAAAGUUUAGGACGCUUAGAUGUUAGGAAUCCGAAUCGGUAGAAGUCAGUGGACAACUGGCACAUAAUGAAGAAAACUAAUAGGAUGUACAUUUUUUUUCUAUGUUUUAAAAUUAAGCUAUUACAGACAGAGCAAGAAAAUGAAAGUUGUAAGUUAUUAGUUGCGUUAAGGAGAAGCAAAUACACCCCUCGAGAUGGUCAAGAGGCGGGUUCGGUUUUGCGGAGCGGAUCUGUUUCUCGCUUAAUUUUGCUAAGGAGUAUCGGGACUCAUAACGAGAGAAAGACAGAUAGGACAGUCAGCAAGAACAACGGCCCGAUUCCUUCACAGUUUCGAACCGUUGCGUUAUUCAAGCAGCGGGAGUGAACGAAGCUAGGGAACUGGUGUUGGGUCUUUCUGAAUGUCACACACGACACGUUGCUGGAGUUGUGUCUAUUGGAAGGGAAAACAGGGCGAAUGUUGUGUUUCGCCGCGGUAGCAGAACAGACAAGUACCGGAGGUUUUCGGUUAGAUUAUAUUACAAUCGAUUGGAUGGCUGCAAUAUGGACUACGAAUCAAUUGUAGUUGGGUUUCUGUUGCUUUUGGAAUUUUCGGAAUCCGGAAUCGAGGACAGUAAUGCCAUUUAAGAGGGAUGAGAACUGUAAGGAAUUGUAAAUCUUUAUAUUAUUACAAUUUCCCUUUACAUUCUGUUUACCCUAUUGUAAUAUAAUUAUGGAAAUUUCGAAAUCCAAACGUUUCAAGAGAUGAACGAAUGAUUUAUGGUAUCGAAUACUGAAGGAAGAGAUUCCAGUUGUGCCUGUGACGUACGCGGAAAGCUCAGCAUGUUUUUGCCACUGCUCACUGAUUAAAAGUUAAAUUUAUGAGCUUAUUGUAAAGCAAAUAUUCAGUUGCUUGUGAGUUUGUACAGCAUUUAUGUCUUAUUCGGAUCACUUAAGAAAUAACAAACUUGUGACGAUACAGAACUUAUUACUCGUAUGUUCGAGCUCCCAACCAUGGAGGAUUCCCAUAGUCAGCAUAAAUAUAGCACGACAACUAAGAAAUUGUACGCUAAUAUUGGUUUUGCUUGAAUCUGAAUCUGACUUUUAGUUUUGGAUCGAACUACUGUCAAACCGUUGGUUCGAAGCCAAUCUCGAAUUUAAGUUAUGCCGAAGACUACAUAUUAAGAAGACCGACAUUUCUUUCUUUCAUCCAUAUAAGUGAGAAGCGUUAGGGGUUACGGCUAGAGCACUGUAGGUAAAGUGUGGACGAGACGAAUUUGACGUAUCCAAACGAGCGAAAAUUUGAUGUGUACAAACGAACAGGGUUUUCUGCAACUACGGGAAUGAAGUAUUGUGAUCUUAGUAAAUAAUUUUGAAUUUUUUUGCGAGCAUCUAAACUGAAAAACAUUGUGGUUCAAAAAAGAAAUAAGGGUGUAUAAUAUUACAAAUUUAACCCACUUAAUGACACCUAUUUUGAGGCAGUUGAGCCAUUUUUCCCGACCCCAAGCAAUUUGUUUCGAUUCAUUAUCUUAUCCCAUACUAUUGUAUUCUGCCCAAAAAAGCAUAAGAGUCCCAUAUGGAAAAAACAGCAAGCCGGGAAAAACGCUGCUCAAGAUUUACAUUUUCAUUGAGCCUUAUGGAUGGGACAACCAUGUUUUGAUAUUUUUUCGAUGUUUUCUAAACAAACCUGGUAAUCUUAUUGGUGCAUUCUGCCCAUAAACGCAUAAGAGUCCCAUGGGGAUUUUUGUCGAAAAUGAGUUAUCCGUUGGAUUGUAUUCUGUAUCACCACUGAAUCACACUGCACAAAUAAGAUUACCGGGUUUGGUCAGAAAAUAUAAAAAAAAAAUACCAAAACAUGGUUGUCCCAUCCAUUUGGCUCAAUAGAUGGGACAAUCUUGAACAGCGUUUUUCUCGGCUUGCUGUUUUUCAACAUGGGACUCUUAUGCUGUUAUGGGCAGUUUAGUGGUGAUACAGAAUACAAUUCAACAGAUAACUCAAUUUCGACGAAAAUCCGUAUGGGGCUCUUAUGCUUUUAUGGCCAGUACUGGUACCUUCAUUUGUCGAUUUUAGAUGGUGGAAAUACCUAAAAUGCAUAUGUUGAGGAACAAGCCAAGUUGACAGUGAAAAAACGUCAUUCCUAAACCCCUGUUCGGUGACUGAAGAACUUUUGUAUAUAGCAUGUCUACCACAAUGUAAUAGGUCAAACAGUAAUGAACUUCGAACGUUCACUAUCCUGCAAAAGUUCUCGAACAAAAUGGUUAUUCGUUUCAAUGUACAUCGAUCGGCGAUCAACUGUCUAAGAACUCGCCUGCUUGAUGAAACUGCGAUUGUUAUCAAACAAGACCACCGGUAGAGAAAGCGGAACAGCAAAAUAGUUAAGGAUCAUUUGAACAUACUUGAACUUUUAACAGUGCUCGGCGAUGGCGGCUUUGAGAUUCAAUUGGAAUGGAAUCCAUUAGUAAAUCAGUAGCAGCUAAACAGAAUAGACAAUUAGUCGUUGAUUCCAGCCUACUUAAAUCUUCAGCUCAAACAGCGUUUAUGAAGAGAGGUGUGUCGUCCGCAUGGUAAACCAAUUCAGAAUUUAUAGUUUGUUUCAGGUACGCAAUACCUAUUUCGUUUCAAUCUGCUUUAACUAAUGUGUUCAAAUGGGUGGAAUGAAUAGAGGUACUAAGAUGAAUUAGGGCACAAUAUGCUAAUAAAAGUAGCGUACUGGUGAUUGUUUUGCAGUUUGUAUCUUUUCUCCUCCUUUUUGUAUCUGGAUGAAGCAUAGCUGGAUUUUGGUUGGUUUCGCAUCUACCACGUCCAAAUGGUUGAACAGCUUUUUCACAUAAGCUCGUUGGUUGAAUGCGUUUGCACUAUUUGUGCGCUUGACAUCGAUACUCAGAUACUGUUUGAUAUCACCCAGCAACGUUGAUAUUUGAAAUUUCUUAUUCAACUUGCGUAUAACAUUCUCGUAUUCUGUUUCUUUUCCGCAGGCUACGACUAAAGCAUCAACGUAAGCAACCAAAUAGAUGCACUUCUUCCCAUUUCGUCGAAUGUACAGUACAGACAGGAAUCAAUCUUGGACUGCUGAAUUUUCCUAGGUACAGAAUCGAUCUUUUGAUUCCACGCGUGGACUGCUUGCUAUAUGCCUGUAUAAGCUUUUCUGUAAACGACAUGCGACAUCCUUGUCGAGUACGUUGUAGUCAGCUGGUUGACCCAUGUAAUCCGUUUCAUGCAAGUACGCCAUUUUCACGUCAGCGUGUUUGAUAAACAUUGUUCUUAGGCUGGUCACCGACAGAAGUAACAAUAAACGUUCUAAACGUUGGGCGCAAACACCUAAAGCCAGCUUUCAUCGUUCAGUUGGUCUUCUAACUCGUGCUCUGAUAGUUUUCGACUACCUCAUUGACUAAUGGAAAUUGAACAGUUUCGCCACUGACGCUGGACUCUAACUCGAACAACUCGAAUGAUAGCUGACAGCCAUUUUGUUCACUAUCUCUGCGAAAAACAACCUGAUCGCCAGACUCGUCUUUAAAAUGACAUGCUUUGGUGUGGUCUGAAUAUUCCACAAGCGUCAUUUUUACGGGUUUUGCUUCCAGAUUCUUUCUCGUCUGCAGUCGAAUAUGCAUGACCUGAUGUCUUGGAUUUAUAUUCUCCUCCUUUAAAGGACCGAUUGACGACGGUUUGAAACCUGGAAAGCAAAUCUAUUCGAAAGCAGAUGUACAAACAAAAACAAAAAUAAUGACCAAAGACAUGUCAAAUACCGCGCACCUCAUUGCACACAAAAUAAUUCCCAACAUCGUGUACCUACCAUUGAAUGAGUUUAAAUACUUUCGUAAAUAUUGGGAUAUGAGUAAAAGCCUUAAAAGUUUAGUGCAGAAUUUAUUUCACAUACUUUUUCUACAAUUAUAGGUGCUUAGAUUUCAGCUGCGCCUUUUUGUCGGCAAGAAGUUUUCUCUUGGCUUGUCGGUCAGUUUUAUUUUUUUUCGUUUUCCUUCAACUCAUUCAUUUUAAUGUUCUCAAUAUUUUUCAGGUACUUAUCGCAAGCGACACUAGUUGCGACCGAGGGUAGAUGUGGUUUCGAUUUUGGUUUAGCUUUCUGUAACAUUUUAGGGGGACGAAACACCUAUUAUGUCAUGUAGAAGCUGACGACGUUGCCGGAACUUUUAAGCACCGUUUCUAUUCGACGUCAUAUGGUAUAUUUGCAGCUCCAUAUACAGCUCUCGUAGGACAAAUUAAUCCAUGUGUUGUAGUACUAAGCGUCAGACCAUGACGGAACUCCUCAUCGAUCGGAAGAUGUGUAUAUGCGUCAGUUACAUCCAAGUGACAUAAUAGAUUGAUCUGAUCGGCGAAGUGAGAUAUCCAUUCGCGUCCAAAUAACGACCAAGACAAUUAAUACGAUACCCAGUGUAGCUAGAGAACUGUCUGUCGUCAGGAGCUUAAUAAGGGACGGACCGAACAGAGCUGUUUGCUCUACAUGUUACAGAUUAUCCGAAUCCAAUGUAGUUGGAAGCGAGUUGUUCUUUUGUCCACAUGUGUCGUCCCAACCGGGUAGUACAUUAUUAAUGUAGCUAAGGAUCCGUAUGGGACAGGUAUGCCAUACCUCGUGAGGCGUCAUAAGAUGCCUUCCGAAGUAUCGCUGCCUUCGAAGAAAUAGUACUGCACAAUGGCAGAGAAUAUGUUCCGAACUCUCGGGCUCGUAGUUACAGAAUCGACAAUUGUCAUCUUGACUUUUGCCAUUUCUUUCAGAUGAUACUUAGCAGGACAAUGUCCCGUAAAUACGUAAAAAUGUGAUUAUACGUAAAUCUUUUCAUUUUAGAUCCAUUAGUUUUUUGGGUCUCGUUUUAUCUGGAUGCAUGAAUUUCUUAGCUUGUCGAGCGCCUUUGACGUUACGCCAGUCGUUUAAUAGUUGGUCCCUUACCCAAGCCGAAAGCUCUAGUUCGAUUGCACGGGUAGAUAUACCUAGAAAUGGUUCUGGUCUAACAAACAUGUUUGAUGAACCACGCCUGGCUAAUUCAUCGGCCACCAUCGAUUCCUUGGUGGCCAGGUACCCAGAAUAUCAUUACUUUAUUCCGAGUUGCUAGAUGUUGUAAGGAUGUGAUGCACUCCCAAACCAGUUUGGACUUACAUUUCGACGAUCUUAAUGCCAAUAGUGCUGCUUGUCUGUCCGAGAAGAUUUCGAUUUUUGCAUGUCUGUAGUUUCGUUUCCUACAGACCUCCGAGCAGGUGUUUAUUGCAUAUACCUCUGCCUGGAAAACUGGUUGUAGUGGGUGUUGAUUUCAUAGCGCCUGUGAUAGAGAGGCAGGUUAGCCUCUGAACUUUAGUUAGUUUUGUUAGGGUGGUCUUUUGUUUAACAUUGGGCCACCAUACAAUGGCGGAAUAAGUUAAUCGUGGUCUGGCGAUGGUCGUGUAGGACCAAUAAGCCAAACUCGGUUUGAGACCCCUAGUUUUCCCGAAGAGUUUACUACACGCUCACAGUGCUGCAGUUUCUCUAUUAACGGCGUAUGGCAUGUGCGAAUUUCAAUUCAGUUUUUUGUCUAGGAUAAAACCUAGUCGUUAAGAAUCUGCGUAGUUGAUUGUAGUACCACUGAGAGUUGGGGACUUCAGUUUUUUCCUAUUGCAAAACGGCACAAUGACCGUUUUUGCAGAUUUCACAUUGAGUCUCUCUUUGAAACACCAUGUCUUGAUGAGGUUCGGGGCUAAAUGAAUCCGGUCGCUUAGUACAGAUUCAUGUUUCCCCUCACGAUAAGGACAAUGUCAUCUGCAUAUCCAACAAUCUCGAAACCCAUUUCAGUCAGAUCAUUGAGAAGAUCGUCUACCAAUGGUGACCAGAGCAGGGGUGAUAACACGCCUCCCUGGGGGCAGCCUCUAUUGACUGUUAUAGUUGCCUUAGUGUCUCCCAACGUUGCUGUGAUCUCUCGACUCUUAAGCAUUGCAAGAAUCCAGUCCCCUAUCGCUCCUCUUUUUGCCAGGGCCUUGUGAAUUGAUAUAUAGACGUAUUAUCAAAAGCACUCUCGACGUCACGAAAAGCGCAAAUUGCUAUUUCUUUAAAUAGAGAGUUCUCAAUAGGAUAUGUAGGGCUGUUUCGUAGAUUUGCCCUUUUGAUAUGCACAUUGGUACUUGUUUAGGUCUAAAUAUCUUGGGUAGUGCCAAAUAUUUUUUAUUUGUUUUUGGAAUAAAUUUUACUCUAACAUCUUUUCUACUUAUAGGUGGCUGCCCAAGCAUAAAACUGGAUCUUAGGAUGUUUAGUAGAUCCGGAAAAAUUAUGUCUAUCCAUUUUUGCAAAAAAGGAAGAAUGUUAUCAGGGCAGGGGCAUUUGUAGGGUUCGAAUGUGUUGAUAGCCCAUUCAAUUAGAGAUGGUGUAAGAAUCUGACAGGCCAGUUUCAGUGAUGCCUAUUAGGACGACCACAAUUCUGACCUGUCGAACCCUUGACCCAGGAAAGUGGGUGUUCAUUAGAACAUCCAUUGUUUCACUGUUUUCAAUUGUGAGAGAACGAACCAUCGCCUUUUUUCACCUGCCCUAGGCCAUUUGUGUGAUCUUUUGAAGGCGAACUGCCUCGGUAAAGUUUCCAAUGCUUUCACAAAAUUCGCACAUUGAUAGUUUUUUAGCUUUGCUCAACUCAACGUUGUAUUUGGUAAGAGCGGUCCUGCGGUCUGACCAGUUACCAGUAAUCUUCGCUUAAUUGAACAGGCGGCUAGCUUCCUUCCUAAGUGUUGCUAGAUUUUCAUUCCACCAGGAAACGUUACAAGACAACUGACAUUGUAGGCGGUUAUGAUCCUUUUUUGUAGGUCGUUUGCCGCAUUAUUCAGAUCUGCCGGAGAUUGGAUAUUACUCCCAGUUUUUUCCGACUGUUCCAGAUGUGAGCGGGAUACACACCAAUUUGUUUUCCUUAUUUCCCUGUUUUUUGCAUUGUGAGUUUAUUGGCUUCUAUGGCGAACAUUAUGUGUCCGUGAUCCGAGAGACUAGGUUCGUCAGAAACAUGCCAACUCUUUAUCUUUUCCGUUAUUUGAGCGCUGCAUAAUGUGAGGUCCAGUACUGUGCUACUAACUACGGUCAUAAAUCUAGCCAAACAUGUCAAAUGGUCCUAAGUGCAAAUGACAGUUUCUCUUUAUUUACUGUCUCUUUCGCUAAUAACUCGGCAGUUUAUACGUUUGUUACUCGACUCUUAGCAGAAUAAGCUGGUCCAAAUCAGUUUUUCGAUAUAUCCUGAGAUAAUACUGAAAAGUUUUAAGAUGACGCCGCAAUAAUCGAAAGAGAAAGUAAACAAAGAGAGGCUCUCAUUUGCACUUAGGACCAUUUGACAUGUUUGUCGAGAAAUGUAGGUAUAGCUCCCUUGUUACAUAUAUUGACAUAAUUUGACGACAGGUAUUCUAGUAGGUGGCUCAUUUAUAUCCGUGCUACCCCAUAUUGUGUGACGGCUUAUUUAUGCUUCUGCAGUACUUUAUGAGGGUAGGCAGUAGGCAGAUGCGAUCACAAUCUGCUGUCUGCUUUCCCUUAGCCGUCGGGGCCUCCACUGUUAUUGCAACGACGUCUCAUUGAAUGAAUCCAGUAAUUGGCGAGCAUUUUACUGCUUUGUUUACCAAAACUGCAGCUCUUGGAGUUGGCUGGUCGUUACAAUAUACUAUCUUGUGAGCUGAGGAAUUUAAGCUAAAUAUUUUGUGCUUAUCUGCCCACGGCUCCUGUAGAAGAGCGAUGUCUAGUCGCUCUUUGGUGAACCUCCGUGCAAGGACGCUUGUGGCACCUUUUGCAUGGUGGAGGUUCACUUGAAUGCUGCUCAUUUUUUCGGUGUUUCUUUACCGUCGAUUUUUGGGGCCAAUGCUUCGUCCUCUUUAUUAUACGGACUCACUAGUCCCAGGCAGUGUGCUGUUCGACGUUCCAGUGGCCUUUUCUGGUCCAGUAUUUGCUUCGGCUUUUGCCGUUUGCGCACCUUCGCCUACGGGAGGUUUCCGAUCCUCUUCUUGCGUUUCAGUUUGUGAGCAGCAUACGGUAGGGUGCUUUUGUAUAUUGCUCGUGAGACGGGUUGCCACCGAUGUUACCGUUGCUGCAGGCUUGCUAUGGUCAGAAGUCCGUCGUCAGGUGCUCCGUAUUGGGUUACCCACAGAAGCUUUUUCAGUUUAUGCUUGCCUAAAACUUCCAUGUUCGGUGAAGACUGGGGCACCUUUCAACUGGCGCAUUCUAGCCUUUCCGAAUACGUAGUCCCGCUGGUUGUGUUGGGAGGUUAUCAGCUUCACUGAAGUCUCAUCUACUGCCAACAGGAGCUCUACCGUUUUGAGGACCGUGCUUCUCUUCACGAUCUUCUAACAUUCUGUGCAGAAAUCGUUGUUCUGAUUCCGCAUCAGGCGGAUGAUGCUCCAACGGCUCCCAAUGAAGCGCCUUCCCAGGGUUUGAUCGCAACUGUGGCAUCCGGUAGCCACUUAGCUGUAUCUUUGUCUGCACAGGCGAUUUCGAGAUACCCUUAUUUGUAGGUACACUUCCUAAACUUGGGUCUCGUAUUACUUGAGCGCUGCUCCAUGACGCUAUCGAUCAGCGCGCAUCGAGUAGCGUUCACCUGUCUAUGGCUACAGGUAUUCGCAGGGUACCCAAUCGGAAUGAGGAAGAUUGGGCACUGUUCAGUUUUUAGUGUCUUCCUGCACCCAUGUCCGGCGAUUCCGUGUCCGUCGAACGCUGUCGCUUGGUUGGUGCAUUCCACAUUAGGAUUUUUGUCAACUCUAGCGCUUCAGCGGUUUUGUGGCCGUUUCUCAGCAGCCACCCAUAUCGUUUCUUCACCGUUCCGGUUAAGUGAAGAGUUUUUCCUGUGCCUCUUGUUUUAUUCUCGGAGCCUUCCAACCCACCGGUUGCUUCGCCGGACUGGUGUGUGUCCUCUCUGGUCACUGUGCGAUGCUCGUCUCUAUUUGGAGAGUUGAGAAUGGACAAAGUGCAGGACACAUCAUCCUCCAAUAAGCCGCUAGUUUGCUUUCCACACAAUCCUUCUCGUCUUCCACCUCCAUCGCCACAAUAUACUACAAACUCAGGUUUACAGUGUUCUUAGUGUUUUCUAUUUGAUCCCACGAUUAGCUAGGGAAAGAAACUCAACCCUGUCAGAUCCCUGCUUGACAGGGUAAGGGUAAAAUACUGUGGGGUGCGCCCUGGUGCCCCAAGGCUCCGUGCGCGGCAUGGUAUUUGUCAACACUUCGGAACCGUCACACCUUGGAUUGGGGCAUAAAUUUUACGGUUCAGGUUGUGAGGCUUGCCCGUUGGCACCCUCUCAUUCCGAUGCUACAGCAGAAGGCUGAUAACAUCCAACCGACGCCGGUCUAACGACCAACUGUCAUCGACUCACGUGAAGAUGGCAAACUUGUGAGUACGAUGUUAUCUCACCAUUUGACGGCACUGCGAAUGCUGUUGUUAGUCGCCUCUUGCGACAUGUGGAACAGAAACCCAGUGGGUCAACUCUUUGCUGCGAGAGAUUUUAGCCACCACAGGAUACGACACGGCUGGCACUGGAAGCUUCAUUCACAGAACAUUCAAGUAGAGCAAUCCCAUUCACGAAGACGACAUGGCCUGCGUUAAGCCAAACCGAGCUAAGCGCCAUAAUUUUUUUCGUGUAUUUUUCGUACCAAAAUUAAUUUUUCGAUAACUUAUCAUUUACAUAGAAAGUUAAAGAACACUGGCUUGCUUUCGUUUGCUAUUUGGGUUCCCAAAACAUAACAGAUAUUAGAGUUCCUGGUGCUACAUUGGAUGCUGGAGCGAUUUUAGAUAAAGUACCUCAAAAUGGCGCUUGGUCCUCUUUGGCUUAACACAGGCCACAUCAAGAAAACGAGAUUGAUUGUUGGAAAUCGAGCUUACUUGAUCUAGUCAGAGGUAGAUUGUAGUUGUCAAAUCACAUAUUUUGCGCGUACCCAACAUCUCGCCUCGGUCCAGCACUUUGGACCCCGUUUUUGGGUUACUUCACCCCCAAAAAGAGAAUAGAGGGUAAGCGUUCCCCUGGAUUUAGUCCGAUUUGUUAGCGAGAAUAACGGGUCAGGCUAAGCGUAUGCACGUCCAGAAGCUACCCACAUAAGUUCUGGUUGGUUGAAGUUACCAAAUCACAUCGUUUGCAUCUGCAUGAAAAGAAGCGCCUUCUACAGAGUCUCUAUGGAGCUUCAUAAUGAUGCAUUCAAAUCGUUUUUGUGCAGGAAUGUAAACAGCUCCAAUAAAGCUGUUCAUCAUCUGCGUAGCAAUUUUCGUCCGAACAACUUCAAUGCUUGAUGAACUAUCCACACCAAAUUCACAGGAAGCAAGUGGUGAAGAAACUCCCCCGGCUGGGACCAUGAAUGCUUUUACGAUCGCUUCGAUCCGUACGAUGAACUGCGUAAAAAUCUCCGAAGAGCUGCAUCGAUGUAAUACAAUCAAGUCAAGCUACUGCCAGAACGUAAAUAUCAUAGUCAUCGUCAACUGGAGCCAAGUACACGUCCUCGAUUUUCGUACUUAGCCCUCUGAUGUUUUGGUAGUAUAACAGCAAACUGGCAGCGCCACGUUCCAAGCGUAUAGUGUAUAGUAUGGAUCGUGAGCGAUACUAACACGUUCGAGAUAUAUCGACCGAGCAGCAUGGAAGUUUGCUGGUAAUUAAGCUUUUUCCCACUGGUUUUAACUUUUGCUCCACUCCCCUCUUGACCGGUUAGAGAAAUUACUAAUUCUAUGUGUGGUGUUGGCAAUCGAACCCAGGAGAGCUGCGUACAAUCGACUUGUCAAUUAUGCUAUACUCGCAUCUCAAUGUAAUGUGGUAUUCGUUACAAAAUAUUGACAGAUGACAUCUUUGAAAUAGAGGUUCGUAAAAUAAACUCUAAGCAUCAAAUGUUACAUCGCAAUUAUAAUUAUACAUACACAUUUGUAUACCUACGGUGUGAUGUGGUAUAAUAAGCUGAGAGCCUUUUUUAUUCUUCAAAAAUGGAUAUUUUGGAAUGCUAGUAUCACUGAUUAGGACAAGUGAAAGUUGAUUCUGUUUCGGCUACAUACAAGAUUACGUGUGGUACACUUGCGCAAAAUUUGGUGCGGCUGACAUUUUUUUUUUGAAAUAUGUCUUCAUGAAACAGUAAAAUUGUGCGAUAAAAAUGGCUUCUAGUUCAUAACUUGGUAGCUUGAAUGAACAGGCUAAAGAUUCUUUGUAGCGUAGAGUAGAGAGUCUAGCCUGCUUACAUAACUCCACAAGUAUCCGCCCAAACUUGUGCAUUUUUUCUAGGGCGAAGCAAGCAUUUCAUUUGCCGUGUAUGAGUUUGUUAUCGUUUCUAAUUUGUGUGUCUUGUCUACACUAUCUGCAGACGAUAAAAUUUCACAAAAUUUAUUCUGAGAAGGGAAAUUGUGCAGAAGGCUACAACAUUUGACUUCGAUAAAGCUAGAUUUUUGUGUAUCGAAUUAAUCUCAUCAGUAACUAGCACCAACUUGGGGCUUUUGAAAUGUUCACAAUCCAGCCUUCAACAUUGUCUUAAAACGAAUGUCAUCACCAGCUUUAAAUGUUUACCGUUUCCGCCAUAUACUGCAUACCAGUUCUUUUUUAAAUUUUUGUCAAGAAUUAGUUAUUCUUGAAUUUAUAAUGCACAUUUAAAGCUUCCAGCUUUUUUCAGAAAAUAUCACGGAACCCGUUUGUCCUUACCAUUGAAAGGGAGUCUAUUGGUUACGUGUUUAUUAACGUUAGCAACAGAAUCAAUAAUAAACACCCAGGGUUACCACCUCUGGCAAGGCUUUGACCCGGAGAUUUUUAUUGACGUGGUGGUAGACUUCAAGGAACAUAUGAGUAUUUGCUAUAAUCAAACAGAAACGUGAAUCAAAGCGAAUGCUCGACAUUUAUCGCUUUUUUACCCAAUGAGUUAAAAGUGAUAAGUAUAACCUCAUUCAUUCCUUCUGAAACUAUUCAGAGCCGUUUACAUUACGCUGUACAUUUUUCACAUUUGUAACGGUUUUGUAGGUUUAGUUUGGUAUAAAAUUUCACUUUCCCGGCUAAUCACAAAAAAAUACAAAAGCACCAACUAGUCUCGCUGUAAAGGAUAGGCCGAACUAGCAUCGCCCUCCAACACAGCUAACAUGAAAACCAGAGAAACAGGAUAUCGGAACUGCCUGGGGAUCACACUGCGGUGUCUUCCAGGAUUCGUUGUAGGGAGCGAAGAAUCCAGUUUUUCGUCGCAGUCGCUUGGGAGAUCCCAGCAAAGGAGGACCGCUAAAGGAGCAGCCAACGUUAACACGAGGAGAUCUUGGUAGAUGUUGACCCGGUCGGUUGUAUUGGAUCAACCGCCAUCUUAUCAAGCAGCAGCUGCAUGUAAGCUGUCCAGCUACAGUGAGGUGAUUUGGUGAAAUUGAAGGAAUUUAACAUUUUCAAACCAUUUUGAGCGGCUUUGUGGGAUGUAAAAUAAUAAAUUUUAGGAAACGGCGGAAUUUUUUUUCCUACAUGGCGGAUAAAUUGAUUUUUAUGCGAAUUCUGAAAUAGUUAUUGGUACCUUGACACAAAGGGUUAGCCGAGCAAAUAACUCUGAACGCUAGAGGUGAUAAAAGCACCACUUACACUUUUCAAAUAUUUUGAAAAAAAAAAACACUGAAACAGUUCAAAUUAUCUGUUGUUUUACCGGGCCCGAAGAAAUCGAUGUGUAACAUGGAGAUCCGGAGUUCGCCUUCAAAAACGGGAGUCUCCGGGUCAAACCCGGAGGGGUGGAAACCCCAAAAACACCGGAGAGUAUGUAAGGAGAGUGACAACAACUGUCAAUGAUUAUCUGUCUGCGUCAUUCCAAACAUAUACACAAGAGCUCUCAAGAUCAGAGUAACAAAUAUUCAAUUUCACUGAAUGGAAAUUGAUCAUAUUCAGCCGCAUUCAUUCUCAAUAUUCAGUGACGCAGUUGAAAACGUCAAACGAACAAACCGCCCAUCCAUCCAUGCAGAUUUUCAUUCGUCUCCGAUUAUUAGACGAAGCGACCGUGCAGCAACGAAUCAAAGUAGGCCCUGGCAUAAUGUGGGCGAUGAUAAUUCAAGCAAACUUAUUGAGAAGGUCCUAUGUGCAAAUGAGAGCCUCUCUUUGUUUACUUUCUCUUCCGCUAAUAACACGGUCGCAUCUGCGUUUGCUACUUAGACGCAAUCAUGCUCUUCCAAUAUCUACUGGAACAUUAUUGGAAGAUUAACGGUAAAGCCGUGAUAAUCGAAAGAGAAAGUAAACAAAGGGGCUCUCUAUUGCACUUAGGUCCAUUUCAAAAAGAGCGCGAGAAUUGUUGUUUCGUAUGUUUUGCCGCUUUUCAAAACAUUUGCCUAGAUAAUCAGUGAAAUGAAUAUUAUUGUACGAUAUUCAACUGAAUGACUAACAUGGAUUUUUGAAUGAAUAUUUUUUCUAUUCACCACGAGUCGCAUUAGGUUCAUUUUCAGCCGUCAAAAAAGAGCUUCGAUUAUUUUUAGCUCUGCUCAAGAUACAUGUAAUUGAUUCGCUUGGAAUGACACCGACAGAUAAUUUAUGACAGUUGUCGUUAGUCUCUUUACAUACUCUCUGAUAAACACUAGGUACUCGUUUGCCGGUUGGCGACAGAGCGAUAGCAAAAAUAAGAACUCGUUUCUCCGAACACGAAUAAUACCUUUUUCGAAGGAAUGUAAUUUCCAAAACUAAACAGAUGUCGAAUUCGAUUAAUUCAUAUUCCGUUCUAGAAUACAACGAUCUAAAUAAGGUUGAAACGAGUGAGCUUCCAACAAAAACGAUGAAUUUUUCACCAGUUCGGAAACAUCGACGAACGUUAGUCGCAGUGGUAAAGCACCCUUUCAGUUUGCAGUAAAACGUGUGAAGCACUUCCCGAUCCCGUUGUUAGUACUUGUCUGUAAACAUCCCCAUAACGGAACAGCAUCUUAAGCUCUGUUUUCCCUCCCACUAGACGUAACCCGCACAAAAAAGCAAACCGAACCGAAGCGUAAAUUUAGUUAUAUGUAUAGCUAAAGUUAGGACUUUCUUUUGUUUUUCUUUAGUAAAGUUUAUCAAGCAAACUGGAUAAAAAUGAUCUAAUUGAUGCUAAAGUUUUUUUUCUUUUUAGAAAAGAAAAAAUAUAUACUAAAAAAAUAUCGUAUGCAUGUAUGCGUGUGUUUAGUGUAUGGAUGGUGUGUGUCCGAAAUUAAGAGAGCGAGUGUGAAAAAAUGCACGAUAGGGCGAAGUAAGCAAUAUCUUAUUUUUUUGAAUAAAAGAAGAGAAAUUCAAUUUAGAGACAAAGAAGAGUGGUUCAAAAGAGCGCAAAUACUGCCACAAUUUCACAAUCAUGCAAAAUGAUGAUCAUUCGAUAGAAACGGUGAAGGUAAUCAAAGCAAGCGAGAGAUUGAAAGGUAGUAACGAGCGCAAGUUACGUCACUCAAAAGUAUUGUGGAAACUAUUGCGGAAAAAAUGUGUAAGAAAGAGUAAGAGAAAGAGAGAAAAACAAAAUUGAAAGAACGAUAGAUCUGUGUGUUGAUGCACCUGUUUUGUUUUUUUCUUUGAAAUUAAUUUUAAUUGGGACGUUGAGGCAUUUUUAGAACAAUUUUCUCAAUUGCAAAUUCAUGGCCUUAGUUUUUUUUCUGCCGAGAAAAAUAAACAGCGAACAUCAAAAAACAAACACGUAUCAAAAUUUUUUUAGUCAAUUUUUUAGCAAACCUUUUUUGAAUUUGUUUCCGCGCCAACCGAUGCAAAACGUGAACAGCAAAUUAGUCAAUUAAUCACUUGUUUCAGUCGAAAAUGUACUUCCACUGUUGUAAGUAAGGCUUAUUAGCAGAAACACAAACGUAGCGAACACAAACAAUAGCAAACAAAAGAAUACCAGAAGUGGAAUAGGAAACACGGGAUCAGUUUCAAACAGUAGGAUUUACUUCUCUUCACAAUUAGUGAAAGAGACAAAAGAAACGAAAAAAGUCUAACAAAGCAGAAGGAAAUCGGUUUUUGAUGGCGAAGUAUAUGUUUCGGAAACGGAGGUGCCUUUAGUAAAGAGUUAAAAGAAAGAAAACAUACAUAAAAAGAUGGUAAGAAGAGCAUUCAACUAACGAUGUGUGUUGAAAAGAAUGAUACAAAAAGACGGAGUACUGACUUUUAUAAGAAAUGAAUACGGAAAAAGACAGAAAAAAGUGCAGUUGUUAGAGAUUAAAGUAGUAGCAGCAGCAGAGUAGAGAAAACCAAGAGUGGUAAAUCCAAGAACCAGUAAAAGUAACCAAGUAACGGUAAAUCUAGCCGAGUAAGUGUACAAGCAAACCAGCACGGAUGUAAACGACUGAAUCAGUGAAAAAAUCAAGCGAAAUAAAAUAAAACAAACAUUCUUACAGAUACAUACACACAGAUAAUGAGCAGAGUCGAACCGGACACCGGUCAAAAGUGUGCGAUGAUUGAGAGCGCAAACGAAAGCAAAAUGAGACAACUGUUUGUGACACAGAUAGGAAUGGUGGUGGUUGUGGGUGUAACUGUGAAUUUUCGCAAGCUAUCCCGAAACCUACCCAGGCAAAACAGAGUUGAAGUGCAGAAGAGAGCAACGCAGUGAGUGAAUAUUUGAUACUAAGCAAGAACUGGGAUAUGUGCAAAAUAAGAAAUUUCUCAAAACCUAUUAAUAUUUGUAUUAGUUAAUAUUAUUAUUGCUAUAUUAUUUUAUUUUAUUUUUGUAAUAAAAUAUUUUUUAACAAUUUGAA